Molecule: messenger RNA, 1149 nt
Organism: Ornithorhynchus anatinus (platypus)
Lineage: Eukaryota; Metazoa; Chordata; Mammalia; Monotremata; Ornithorhynchidae
Gene: ABHD1
Product: abhydrolase domain containing 1
Biological process (GO): medium-chain fatty acid catabolic process; medium-chain fatty acid biosynthetic process
Molecular function (GO): monoacylglycerol lipase activity; acetylesterase activity
Source: RefSeq, a predicted model, not a curated record
AUGCGUAUAUAUCUCGAUGGAGGAGGGAAGGGGACGACGGGGGAGACCGGUUGUGCCGUGCGAUCGCGGAAGCCACGGCUGGUGGCCGGGCCCCCGUUCCGGGCCUUCCUGGAGCGGCACUGCCCUGGCACCGGAGACGCUUCCUACCCCACCCCUUGGUGCUUCGAGGGGCGGCUGCAGACCGUCGUCCGAGUCCCGCCGCGGGCGCGAGCCCCCGUCUCCUACCAGAGGGCCGUGGCGUUGAAUGACCGGGGCUGCCCCGGGGAGGAGCUGCUGACCUACAGGGCUUCCUGCGCCGCCAACACGGAGGACCCGGAGACGGUCGCGGCCCACGUGAAACGCCGCCACCCCGACUCUCCGCUGCUGGCCGGGGGCCUAUCGCUGGGCGGGAUCCCGCCGCUGAACCACCUGGCCCGCGCCGGCCCGUCGGCGGGGCCGACGGCCGCUCUCACCCCGUCGGCGUGCUGGGACUCGUUCGAGACCACGCGCUCUCUCCGGCCCCUGCUCGACGGGCUGCUCUUCAACCGGCACCUCACCGCGGGGCUCCGCCGCCUCGUGGGACGUCACGGGAAGGUGAUGGAGGGAAAGGUGGAUGUGGACUAUGUGCUGAAGGCGCGGACCAUCCGCCAGUCCGAGCGUUACACGGCGGCCUUCGGCUACGAGGACCGUGACGCCUACUACCGGGCGGCCAGCCCAGCCGCCAAGACGAAGGCCGUCCGGGUCCCCGUCCCGUGCCUCGACGCGGCCGCCGGGAGCCCGCCCCACGUCGCCCUGCUGGUCACGGCCCGGGGCGGCCACGUCGGCUUCGUCGAAGGCUUGAUCCCCCGCAGGGACUGGUUUACGAGCCGGCUCUUUCCCCAGUUCGCCGCCGCCGCCGUCUUCGAGAAUCCGGGGGCGCCGCGGGCCCCCCCCGCGCCGCCGCCCUCUGUGGCGAGGGAGGGCCGCGGGCCGUGGGCCUCUCCAUUAAAACUCGAUUUCCGUCGGCCCGGCCGUGGCUCGUGUCCCUUCGAGGCCCCCGGCGCGGGAGGGGGGGCGGCCGAGCCGGGUUGGGGCAGUGGCCCGGCUUCCCCGCCGCCGCCUCCUCCUCCUCCCCCGUGCAGGCUACGGUGAGGACAGGGCACAGGCCUGGGGGCGUCACGCCGGUUUAAU